UUGAGUUUUCUGGUGUUAAAUUUUCUGAAAAUUGCUGCUGUAUUUUAAUAUUAAUAAUGAUUUUUUUGUCACCCUCGUUAAAAAUGAUUACUCUUUUUCUUAAUUUUAUGUUAUGUAUGUUAGAAUAACAGUAAUUUAAAGGAAAAAUAUACAUAAUGUCAGAAGAAAAAAGUUUCGAAGCUCAGUUACAGUCGAUAAAUAAUGACAUAAAUCAUAUUGACCAGGCUAUACACAAGCUCAAUACAAAGCGACAGAAGUUAUUAACACAAAAAGAGCAAAUCAAGAAACGUAUCCAAGAAGAAGCCUCUGAAAAAUUAGCAAGCCAAAACUGGGAAAGAUGUGAUCAUCCUUGGUCAAAAAAAGUUGAUGAAGUUUUGAAGACUGUAUUUAAGUUGAAUAAGUUCAGACCUUACCAGUUAUCCACUAUAAAUGCUGUUAUGUCUAAGCAUGAUUGCAUUCUUCUAAUGCCAACUGGAGGUGGAAAAAGUCUGUGCUAUCAAUUGCCUGCCAUGGUCCUAGACGGUAUUACUUUGGUUGUGUCGCCACUAGUGUCUUUGAUGGAAGAUCAAAUAAUGGCUAUGGAGUCCUUGAAUGUUCCAGCAGCAUUACUAAAUGCUAAUAGCUCUAGGGAACAUGUGAAUUAUGUCCACAGUCAGAUGACUGAAAAGAAACCCUCUUUGAAGCUGCUCUAUGUUACACCAGAAAAAUUAGCGAAAAGCAAACGCUUCAUGGCGAAAUUGGAGAAAAUGUAUAAAAUGGGCUCAUUCUCUUUACUGGCAAUAGAUGAAGUUCAUUGUUGCUCACAAUGGGGUCAUGACUUCAGAACAGACUAUAAGUUUCUUGGAAUCAUGAAACGUCAAUUCCCAAAAGUACCAAUUCUUGGAUUAACAGCAACAGCUACCUCCUCUGUUAUUGCUGAUGUUCAAAAUAUCUUAAACAUUCAAGGAUGCCUAGUGCUAAAAGCUUCUUUUAACCGUCCAAAUUUGAAGUAUGAGGUAUUUUGCAAAUCUUCAAAUCAAAAAGAUAAUGUGGGAGAGUUAGAAAAUAUGCUAAGUAAUCGCUUCAAUGGACUUUCAGGAAUCAUUUAUUGUUUUUCUGUUAAGGACUCUGAGGAAAUUGCAUCAGAAUUGAGAAAAAGAUCCAUAAAGGCCCAGGCAUACCAUGCUCAGCUGGAUGCUAAGUCUCGAAGCAGUGUGCACAAGAGUUGGGCCUCCAAUCGUACACAAGUAAUUGUUGCAACUGUUGCUUUUGGAAUGGGUAUUGAUAAGCCUGAUGUACGUUUUGUCAUUCAUUAUUCCAUGCCAAAAUCGAUGGAAAAUUUUUAUCAAGAAAGUGGACGUGCAGGACGUGACGAUAAUUUGGCUACUUGCAUUCUUUUCUUCCGAUUCCCAGACGUCUUCCGGCAAAGUACCAUGGUGUUCACUGAACAGAAAGGAUUGGAACAUUUAUACGCUAUGGUUGCUUACUGUUUAGAUCUGUCCAGGUGUCGACGAGCAAUUAUUGCUCAACAUUUUGGAGAAAGGUGGGAAUCAUCUGACUGCAACAAUAUGUGCGACCAUUGUGAUAACUAUGGCCCAUAUGUGGAAACACAAAAGAAUAUUUCAAAAGAAUACAGGAUUUUAUGUGAUAUUUUAAAUCAUAGCAAUAUGAUUGAUGAAAGGCUGACUUCUCAAAAAUUAAUUGAAUCUUGGACUGGAAAAGGUCCACCAAAGUUAAGACCACCUGGAUUGUCACCUACACUCCUCAGCAGAGAAAACUGUGAGAGAAUAAUUGCCCUUUUGCUUCUUGAGUCAUAUCUAAUAGAAGAAUUCCAUUUUACACCUUAUUCUACUAUAAGCUAUAUAAACAUUGGCUCCAGAAAACCACCAAAAAAUGACGAAUUGCUUCUCCCAAUGCCAUGUCUCAAAGCUAAAGUGCAAAACAGUUCAAAAAAUGGUGUGCACAGCUCAUCUAAUAAAUCAACCAAAGAAGACAGCAGUUCUGCUAAAAGCGAUUCUUCAAAAAUAAUAAAAACAAAACCUGCAAGUGAAAACUCAAAAGUGACAUCCUUAAAUAAAAAAAACAAGGCCUGUGUCAGGCAGCACAUCAACUAAAGGAAGUGCAGCAACUCCUCAAAAGACCAAGAAAACUAAAGUGAAGCUUUGUGCUGUAAAUGAAGAAAAAUCACAUUUCAGUGGUGCUAUUUUUAAUUCUAAAUCAUCUGAAGUUCAAGAAAUAGCUAAAAAAGAUGACAGUUCUAUUAGUUUUACAAAGACGCCCUCACAGGAAGAAAUUCAACUUUCGGACAGUGAUAUGGAAUUUGAUUGUUACGAAAUAACAUCACAUAAGAAAAGAACACCCAUGGUUAUUGUUAGUGACAGUGAAUGACUUUUAUUUGUCUUUCAAACUCUGUAUUUAUCAAAAAAAAUUUAAACUUUUUUUUAUGUGUCAGAAAAAUAGUUGAAACAUGGAAAGGGUUUUUUUCAACUCUUCCAUACACAUUCAUGUCAAAACCUUUUCUGUAUUUUCAUUUCAAAAUAUUCCAUCUAUCAAAUCGAAAGUUUCAUGAAACUAUGCACGGUACAACUUCGAUUUAACGAUUCCCUAUUAAACGAUUUCCUCAAUUUAAUGAUACAUUUCCCUGGUCCAGGUCCAUACUCCUCGAUUUAACAAUGCUCUUGAUUUAACGAUAACUUUUUCCAGUCCCUUGAUAAUUGUUAAAUCAAGGUUAUACUGUAUUUGUGUUUCAAUAUUUUAAAAAAGUAUGCUUUUAUUAAAAGGAUUUUUUAUUUUAAUGCUUAAUUAAUCUGCUUAGAAUUCUUUAGUACGUAUGUUCAAGGAAUGUCUAAAGAAUUUGUUCAUGCAGUCAUUCCAUGUAAAAUCAACUUGACAUCUUAAAUUUACAUAUAAUGUUAUUAAAAAAUCUAUCACUCAUAA
Messenger RNA from Uloborus diversus, 2916 nucleotides. RefSeq names its product ATP-dependent DNA helicase Q1-like. Gene Ontology annotation, molecular function: ATP binding; nucleic acid binding; 3'-5' DNA helicase activity. Gene Ontology annotation, cellular component: chromosome; cytoplasm. Lineage: Eukaryota; Metazoa; Arthropoda; Arachnida; Araneae; Uloboridae. Gene Ontology annotation, biological process: double-strand break repair via homologous recombination. The record is from RefSeq and is a predicted model, not a curated record.